AUGUCGAUUCCUACCGUGGGUGAUGUUCAGCGGCAGAUGCCAAAACCAGAUCAGAUGAAAAAUGUGGUCAAGUACAAAGGGCCAAACAGCAACCAGGCAGUUUUGAAGCAAGCGGCAACGAACUCCGAGCUACAGAAAGCAGUCGAGGCAGGAGAUGCAGAGAUGAUGAAGGCAAUUCUCCGGUACGGCUCAGCCAAGCGUUGUGUGAACGUCAAUGCCCCUCUUUGGCCAAAGAGAGAACGCAUGCUGCAUUUGGCUGCGCAGAAAGGAUUCCGAGAUGUUGGCGUUCUUCUGCUAGAGGCGAAAGCAGAGAUCGAUGCCGAAGAAAUCUGUGAUGGUAAGCAUCCCAUUCACGAAGCUUGCAAGCACGGGCACUAUGACGUUUGCGAACUGCUUCUGGACCGUAAGGCUCACAUUGAAGAAGCCACAUUCACGGGAAUGCGACCUUUGCAUUGGGCUGCAGCGGAGGGUCAUGCUGAGAUUUGCGACAUGUUGCUGGAUAGGAAGGCUGUUCUUUAUGCCACAUCUGGAGAUACCCGGGAAGCCAUACACCAUGCAGCUGCCAAUGGUCAUGCUGAUGUCAUCGAAACCUUGUGCAGGCGGGGUGCCAGGCCUGAUGUCGAAGCCGGUGGUCACCGACCUUUACACCUUGCCUGCCUAAACGGGCAGUGUGGUCAUUUGGCAGCGGUGAAAGCAUUGCUGGAUUACGGUGCGUUGAGCUCACUUGAGGACUUCGGUUCUAACGGAACCUUGAGACGCUGCCAGGGCACUGACAUAGAGGCUUUGGUUCGCCGCAUCGGGCAGCUCAACCUUCAGAUAGAUGAAGCUGAAGAGAUGGACGACAUGGGACAGCAUGAAGAAGCGAGGGAAGCUUACACUGAGGUGUUGACAAGUUUUGACGAACUUGGCAUGAUCCGAUCGGCCGAAUCUCUGCGAAGCAGCAUGCAGUCUCCGGAGAUGCUUCCACUUGCUCGGAAUCUGCCUGUGAGUGUGAAGAUCCUUCCUGGCCUAGGUGCAGAUGAGACCUGUCUUCACAUAGUUGAGGAUGCCGAUGGUAUGCAGCUUGCAAGCUCGAAUUCAAGUUCUUGUACAGUCUUUCGCUUCAACGGCGCAUCAAUCUUGGCCAAGGCAUACAACAGUUGCCUUUCGUGGGCAGACACCUGGAAGCUGGUGCCUUGUGCGUCCAAAUCCCUCAAGUUUGCGCAGAGAGCGCUGCCGAAGGAGGAGGACAUUUAUUGCGCUGGGAAGCGGAAGCAACUUUGCGUGCAAGCCGUCGAGUACAUGUGCACGACUGACCCGGGUCAGUGUAGCAUGGGCGAUUGCCGCUGUGAGGAUGCAUCCCACGUCCGUAAGGAAAUGCAGACCGUCAACAGAUCUCUGUGCCAAGUGUGUGGACCUCCAGUGCCGAAUUGCCCCAUGUCUUCCGACUCGUGUGUCGCCGGCCCGUGCGAGUGCCCCGGAGGUUUCGUCAAGGUCAGCCGUGGUGACGAUUGCUUUAGCUGCACCGCAGGACCAGCGCCUCCAACAGGACCAGGAGUUGCAACUUUUUCAUCCUUGGCCUCAGCAAUCGUUUCGUUCCUUUGUUGCGUUGGCCUGGGAGUUGCUGUUGCCUGUGCGGCACGUCGAUGUUUCGUGGUCGAAGAUGCAGACAACACGGCUCGAACUCGCCGUCGACGUCGAAAUGUCACGCCAAGGACAUGGUCUGAACGAUGGGCACUUCAUUUGGAAGAAGCUCUAGAGGCUGUUUGCAAGAGCACUCGGUCUUGGAGGCCCUUCCGAUCCGCUACCGCUGCAGUGAUUAAUUUCUUUGACAUGUGCGAUGAUGCGUUAUUUCCUGUUUACGAACUGUUGGAGACUGGCUUGGACUCAUUGCAGCGUGGUGCCGCAACCAUCGCCAAGGCAGCCGUGGGCACCGCAAGAGAGGAACAUUUCUCCCUGAUAGGAUCUGUGCUGGAUGCCCUCGGGCCGGCCCUUGCCGUCUAUUGUUGCGACAGGGCCUUUGCCUCAGCCAGCAAUUUCCAAGUUCUGGAGUAUUGGACGAAGGAAGGACACAAGGCUGCUCCAAGGGCUUUCCAGCAUGCUCACGCGGAGAAGGAGCCCAUUCCAUGUGAUUCGUUUCCGAUCCCGGAGGCAAGAUGUGAUACAUUGGAGGGCUUGCUUGGAGGGGUAGGAGCCAAUGUUCGUAGCUCAGCGAGAAAUUGUUCCACACCCAGAGAGCGAAUGCCGAUGACAGAAAUCAUUAGUACCGUGAUGCUGGUGCUCUUGGCCGAGGUUGAUGCGAAUCUCGCUUUCUCCCUCUGUCUCUCCGCAACCGCAGCGAUGAAAGCUGCACAGCAAGCCGUGCAAACGCCUGCUGAACAGGAUCUACCGGUGGAUGACUCGUGGAUCGACGACAUAGAACGCAAAGAGGUCAAUCAGAAGGAGGCGAAUGGAGAACGGGCUGCUGCUUUGCGGAGGGAGCGCAAGCAUGCCGUCAGAGCACGGCGGGCUCGCAGCGAUAACGAAGGCAUGCAAGACACCGAAAACGACAAGACUGACGACCAGGAUCUUGGAGCUGGAGGUAAGAAGAGCGAGAGACAAGACAAGCUCCUCGGUGAGGAACAUACCAUGCAGUGGGCUAACGGCAUCUUCCUGUUGGCAGAAGAAUCAGACACUGGAGCCGAGGAUGAAGUCCGUCAAGUCAAGAAGGCAGACAUGGAGGACCCGCAGCAGAAUUUGCCUCAUGAACUCGAAGGGUCCAAGUCGUAUGAAGUAGAAGAGGCGAGUGAAGGAGAAGGCUGGAUCAAAAGUUCUUCCAUGAAGGUGCGAGGUGCAAGGAGACGAGGUGAGAUGCAGGCGGAACAGGAGCCUGCUGCGGAGCCAGAUCCUCAGCCUGAAGCAGAGUCCAACAAGCAGCCUGCAGACCUUGAGCGGCCACAAAGCGAUGUAUCCCAACCAGACAAGACCCAGCCACAGACGCCGCAGACGCCGCAGACGCAGCAGACAGCCGAUGCUCCAAACGGCUUGUCCAAGCGGCAGCGGCAACGAAUACGUCAGCGACAAGCCGGCGAAGAUGCACGGGCAUCUGGUCGCAAGCCAGAUCCGCGGCAUGAGGCACGUCGGUUUUGUGCUAAUUACUAUCAGCUCGAUGCACGUUUCAAAGUGCUCCCACAUGCUUUGGAUCGGAGACAGGCAGCUUCCAAGAUGGAGAAAGGAGAGGAAGCCAUGACGCUUCCUGCUCCGGAAUCGGCAACUCCCGUGGCAGUUGAAACGACAGAAGCUGAUGCCCCUGCAUCUCGUGCGGAGAAGGAGGCCUACCGGUCAAUCACAAAAGCUGUCGUCCGUGACAGGCAGAUGAGCCAGCACCGUCUUUUGCAGACAUCGUGGCAGGGAGACCGCCGAGGCAGCAGGUGGGCAUCUGGAGCCAUGGGCAUGGAGUCACAACAUCAAGAGAUGUCAAGAUCAUUCGACUUCCUGCAUGUUGUGAACGGCACUGAUGGUCGCACUGCUUUUGUCAACUUUAUCGAUCCUGUUUUUGUCAUGCUGUUCUCCUGCAUUUGUCAGGAGUACAGCUUUCAGGGCAACGUGUCUAUGUCCGACGUGCAUGGGCUUCAGGCUCUCAAGGCACAUUGGGCUCGCGAAGAGAAUCACAGCACUAGCCAGCCGGUGAUUCUCCCUGAUGCAAGGCCGACUCAGUGGGCCGUGAAUGCGGUGAACCACAUGCUGUCGCCGCAUCCGCUGAAAUAUCAAUUCCGGAAGACGAAGAUGUGUGCAUACAACAAGAAGAAGAUGUGUGAAAUGGGUACAGAAUGUCCCUUCGCGCACUCCAGAGGAGAGUUGCAGCCAAUGCCAGACUUGGCAAAGACCAAGAUGUGCUACAACUACUUCCAGAGGAGAUGCGCAGAUGCCCACUGCAAGUUUGCGCACGGCUCUGCAGAGCUGCGGUCUGUGUGGACGCGGAUGCCCUGUGGCACGUGGCCAGUGGAAGAGGCUUCCAACUGGAGCUGGGAUCCUCUCGGCGAGGAGAUUCAGCCACCCUGGAGCACUUCCAGCAAGAGCCGCGAUGAAGGCGACGCCGCUCUCUUCGAAACACUCCCCAGAGAAGGUAAAACACGAACAUCCAGUGACGAAGGGAACGUCAACGAUUUCGCAUUGCGUGUUCGAAACGGCUUCUUGGAAGUCAUGCAAGUGGAUACGGAUGACGAGGAAGACACUGGAAUGCAACAUUCAAUAAAGAGAUCCUUCAGCGACAGCCACAUCGCAACUCUCAAAGAGGCGAUGCACGAGGCAAGAGAUCUCUAA
Messenger RNA from Symbiodinium sp. CCMP2456, 4281 nucleotides. The record is from the annotation of a GenBank genome assembly. NCBI's taxonomy places the organism in Eukaryota, Dinophyceae, Suessiales, Symbiodiniaceae.